AUGACGUCAUCGCUCCUUCUUCUGUGCUGCCUGGUGUCGUUGUCAUCAGCAGCUGUGAAGCUCCAGGAGAUGUUCUCAUGGAACGUUCUAGACUGGGCGUAUCCUGAUGAGCAGACGAAGCUGAUGGCCAUCAGUUCCGGGGAGCUGAUCCCGGAGAACGCGCUACCUGUCGGCAUUGAGAGAUGGGGGAACAAACUCUUCGUGAGCGUCCCUAGGUGGCGACCAGGUAUUCCCGCGACUUUGAACUACAUACCUCUUGAUGGGCCCCAACACGAUCCAUCACCAAAGCUGAUUCCAUACCCCAGCUGGGCUGCCAACGAGCUCGGCAACUGCGCUAGUGGACUGACAACCGUCUACAGAAUUAAAGCUGACCAAUGCAACCGACUCUGGGUCUUGGACGUCGGCACAUAUGGCUAUGACAAUGCAACGAACGUCUGCCCUUACAGUUUAAGUGUGUAUGAUCUCAAUACCGACAGACGUAUCCGAAGAUAUGUGUUCCGCCCUGAAGACAUAGUGCCCACAACGUUCAUCGCCAACAUUGCCCUUGACAUCGGCAAAUCCUGCGACGACGCCUUUGCAUACUUCUCCGAUGAACUGGGCUACGGUCUUAUUGCUUAUUCAUGGGAAUUAAAUAAGUCUUGGAGAUUCAGCCACGAUUUCUUCAGACCAGACCCUCUUCGUGGUGACUUCAACAUUGGCGGUCUCAAUUUCCAAUGGGGAGCAGAAGGUAUAUUCGGUAUCACGGCUUCUCCAAUUGGUGCUGAUGGAUAUAGGAAUCUUUACUUCAGUCCUCUCGCCAGCCACAUAGAGUUCGCUGUCUCAACCCGCAUCUUGAGGAAUGAAACUGCCGUCUCCGGAUCUUACCAUGACUUUAAAGUUGUGGGAACACGGGGCCCCAACAGCCACACCACGUCGCAUGUUAUGUCAGAACGAGGCAUUGAAUUAUUCAAUCUGAUCGAUCAAAAUGCUAUAGGUUGUUGGAAUUCUGCUCUCCAGUACAAACCACAAAAUAUUGCAGUAGUCGAAAAAGAUGACAUUGGACUAAUCUUCCCUUGCGACGUGAAAAUUGUUGAAGAGAGAGAGGUUUGGGUGUUGUCGGAUCGCAUGUCUCAGUUUUUGGAAUCCGAAUACGGUCUUGAUUACAGUGAUAUCAACUUCAGGAUAUACACAGGCUCCCUUCAUGACUUAAUAGCUGGAACUGUUUGUGAACCUCCUGCAUUGUCGACUCCACCACAGUUCCUUCCGCCAACAGCGGUUGGUCCUGUGACGUAUUACGACUCUCGCUUCGGGCCCGUGCCUCCAUCACCUCAGAUUUACACUCAGCCGCAAGCUCCAAGGCCAUACAACCCUCAAGUGCCUCAGCUGGUACCGAAGGUGACCAGUUAUCUAAAUUUCCAGCCUGCUCCUGCUGUCCCACAGAGAGUAGGAAAAAACAACGUAGUUAAAAACUCCUUUUGGCUUAGGCACAAUUAUGCAGUAAAUGAAUAUUAA
Molecule: messenger RNA, 1491 nt
Organism: Pectinophora gossypiella (pink bollworm)
Lineage: Eukaryota; Metazoa; Arthropoda; Insecta; Lepidoptera; Gelechiidae
Gene: Y-y
Product: protein yellow
Exons: 3
Coding region: 1-1491 (496 amino acids)
Cellular component (GO): extracellular region
Source: RefSeq, a predicted model, not a curated record